AUGAGCUCUAACGCCUUGCAGCAGUGCAUUAAAUGGGCUCAAAAUAAUGGCGCUUACAUUGACGAAAGAUUGGAGUUCAAGUACGAUCAACUCACCGGUGUUCAUGCUACUGCCCAAGCACCAAUAACUAGCAGCGAUGCUUUGCUGAAAAUACCAAACAAGUUACUUCUCCGUCGUCAGUUGGCGGAGGACCAUUUCGGAAAGAAAUUCAAUGCAGAUGUUAAUCCUAAUGCUCUUUUGCAACUGUACGUUGCUAAAUUGAAAUUUGAUGGUAGCUGCCAGGAAUCCACAUUUUUCAAACCAUAUCUGGAUUUACUUCCUAACCCUCAGGACAUUAACUCGCCCUAUUUUUGGACUGCUCAGGAACUCGGUGCUUUGAAAGGCACCGAAUUGCUGAUCAAAACGAGACGUAACUUGAAGAAAUUGAUCGGUGAGUGGUUUGAUGUGGUGACAAGCUUGAAAGCCGUAGAUGACCAGGAUACUCAAUUCUAUCUUCACUCGUCCUCAAGUGUGGAUCCUACAGAUCUUUUCUCCCGUAACGAAAAUCCAAAUUGGCACAGUUUUGAGGCGUACUUAUGGGCUACGUACAUCUUCUCUUCUCGUGCUUUCCCUGAAAUGAUUUUCAGUAAUGCAAACGUUGAAAAUAUCAACCAGGCAUUCUUGUUUCCCAUAGUCGAUCUGCUGAAUCAUGCCAAUGGAAAGAUCGUAAGCUGGAGAGAAGAUCCUGAUAAUAAUGCGGUGAACUUCAGUACUGGUGAGAAGCUUGCUGCAGGUGACGAAUUAUUCAAUAACUAUGGUGACAAGUCGAAUGAAGAAUUGCUGAUUGGUUACGGUUUCGCGAUCACUGAAAAUCAGUUUGAUUCGGCUACUUUAACUUUGAGACUUCCUCAAAAUCAGCUUUCGAGUUUGGAAGUAAUGGGCCUCAGAUUGAGUGACAUUAGCGCCACUGAUAGCUCGGUGAAUUUCCCGUUGUCAUGUCAGACACCACUCCCCGUUGAACUCAUUAAACUUUUCGGUAUACUGAACAAACUGACUUCCGAAGAGGUCCCCACCAUCAGAAGCACGCUAGAGGGGAUCACGCAACUGAGUGGUAUUAUGGAUCAAAAACUGGCUUUCUUCAAAGGUGCAUUCAAACUCAAAGUCUCCAUGGGCAAUGCACAAAGGUCCAAAGCCGCAAAGGUUUACAUUGCAGGACAGAAGCGGAUUUAUCAAGAAGCUUCAGAUUGCAUAAGAAAAUACCAAAAGAAACUAGUCAAAGAGGCAAAGCCGAUCUCAUUCAAGACACUUUUCAAAACCGACACGGUUUUUGUCAACAGCUUAACGUUAACGUUUGGAGUUACCAAAUACGAGGAUCUGGUUUACAAAGGACUUUUGCAACAAGCUCUUCUCAUAUGGAUUGUAAGGAGCUCUAACGGGGGGACAAGUAACACCGUUCCUGAAUUUAUUGUGACCACGUUCCAAGACGUGACCAACACCAUCGUUGUGGAUAAGGACGAUGUUCAAGAGUAUUUGCCCUUUUACAAGAGCCUUUUCCCACAGAUUACGACUAAAAUUCCUGAAGUUUACGGCAAGGGAGAUUGGGGAAUCAAGAGGUUUAUUGUUGCAGGAACUGUAAUUGACAGAUUAGUGUGGACGUCGCCUGUAUCGCAAGAAGCAUUUUUCUUCGAGAAAGUGCCAUUUUCGGCGCUAAAAUAG
Lachancea meyersii CBS 8951 is the source of this 1695-nucleotide messenger RNA. Lineage: Eukaryota; Fungi; Ascomycota; Saccharomycetes; Saccharomycetales; Saccharomycetaceae. The record is from the annotation of a GenBank genome assembly.